Molecule: messenger RNA, 885 nt
Organism: Elaeis guineensis (African oil palm)
Lineage: Eukaryota; Viridiplantae; Streptophyta; Magnoliopsida; Arecales; Arecaceae
Biological process (GO): protein folding; protein stabilization; protein import into mitochondrial matrix
Cellular component (GO): mitochondrion
Molecular function (GO): protein-folding chaperone binding; zinc ion binding
Source: RefSeq, a predicted model, not a curated record
AACAUUUGGACAUAUGCUAGGGCUCGGGUCGACCUCAUGACGUAAAGAGCGGCCCAGGGCCUAGGGUUUUGGGAACUCCGGCGAAUUUCCAUGGCUGCCGCUCGUCUCCUCCAGAGGCGGCUCGCCUCCCUCCUCUGCCGAGAUCGACUCCAACCCCUCGUUUCGCAAGGACUUGCUUGGUCUUCCCAUGUAACAAAAGGCAUAAGAGAUAUCCAAACAGAGGCGGAAUUAACAGAUACAACCAGUGAAGAUGCUGGGGACCUGAAACCUUGCCAGGAUGAUCCAAAAAAGAUCUCCGACUUAGAUGAAAGGCUUAGCCCUAUUGCUAAGGAGUCCAGUGUGAAUUAUGCAGCUUUCACUAACUUAAAAGCAUCCAAGAGGCAUGAUCUUGCCAUGAUCUAUACAUGCAAGGUUUGCGAGACCAGAUCUGUGAAGACUCUUUGCCGCGAAUCAUAUGAAAAGGGAGUGGUGGUGGUUCGCUGUGGAGGGUGCAAUAAUCUCCAUCUCAUUGCAGAUCGACUUGGUUGGUUUGGGGAGCCUGGGAGUGUGGAAGAUCUGUUAGCGGCACGAGGAGAGGAGGUGAGGAAAGGUUCGGUGGACACCCUGAAUCUUACUUUAGAGGAUCUUGCUGGAAGUAAGUCUUCAUGAUUGUUGAAAAUGCAAGGGAUCAAUCCUUGUUUCAUAUGGGAAUGAGCAUUUGCCAGUUCUGGCAGUCAGUUGUUUUCAACGUUCAUGUAUUUGGUAGUUGUGUUUUCUUUGUUCUUGGGUAUCAUGUAUCAUGUAUCCAUGAGUCAAGUUCUGACCGGAAACAUAAACUCACAUGACUGUGUAACAUUUCUAAAUUGAACAGAGUGGAAUUAUAGCAGAGCCUCAUCCUUGAUGUAA